AUGGGGCGGUCUGCUGCUGCUGCUGCCGCAGCAGGAUGUCCUCUCCCUGGCGAAGCAGAUUUGCUGCUGGCUGCUCAGCUGCGGCAGCAGGAGAGACGACGCCUGCUGCAGCUGUUUAUUGAUUUAGACAGAGACAACAACAAAAAAAUUAAUGCAGCAGACAUAGCACAAGCAAUGAAACGAGACGGCAUUAUGCUGCCCCUUGCGGAGAUAGAACGCUGCGUCUGGGAAGCAGAUUCAAACGGCGAUGGGUAUUUGGAGUACUUUGAUUUUCUUUGUUUAUACAGCCGGCUUAAAUGCAGCAGCAGCAACAGACGAGAGGCGCAGCUGCUGCAGCAUUACGUUCUUUACCGUUUGAUAGUGCAGCAGCAAGCAGCAGACAAAGGCUUUGUUUGCUUCGAUGAAGCGCUUCUCUUCUUGUCGCAGCUAAUGAACAGAGAAGCAGCACUUAAAAACCUCUACAACUUGUUCGGAGGAAGUGCAACCAAGUCUUUAAAAGCAGCAGCAUGGCUGCGUGUCUUAGGCUCUGCUCUUUGGGAAGAAGCAUCGCCGUUAGUAGAUGAAGUGCAGCAAGAGAAGCAGCAGCAGCAACGCAUGCAAAGGCCCUUCGCCAGCAACUUCAAGCCCCAGUCCCUCUUAGACAAUAAACUUAAUACUAACAAACUCCAAGAAGAGUAUCAGCAAGCGAAGGCUUCUUUGCUUCAUUCUCAAGCUGCUGCGAUAGCAGCAGCAAACGAAGGGGCCCCUUCUGCUGCUGCUGCUGCUGCUGCUGGUACUGUUGCUGCUCCUUUCAAUCGCUUUCACAGCAGCAGCAACAGCACCAAGAGCGACAGCAACAGCAGCAAGAGCAGCAGCAGUAACACGAACAGCGGCGGCAGCAGCAACACCAAAAGCGACAAGAACAGCCGCAGCACAAACGAUAGCAGCGGCAGCAGCAGGAAGAGCUGCAGCAGCAGCAGCAGCAGCAAAAGGCGAGAAUUACAGCAGAUGGGGAGGCGGCUCACUUGUCAACAGCAGCAGCAAAAGCAGCAAGAUUUGGAAAUGGCAGCAGCAGCAGCUCAGGUAGUGCUGCAGUUCCGUGUAGCUGAAGCAGCAACAGCAGCAGAAAAAAACAGCAGCAGCAAUUACACCAGCAGCAGCAGCAACAGCGCGAACAAGGACACUGCUCAGCAGCUUGACAGCAGAAGAAGCUACAGCAUGCAGCAGCAGCAGCAGCAGGCUGCUCCCAAACACAUGCAACAGCAGCAGCAGCAGCAACAGCGACAGCAACAGCAACUGGGGAGACACAGCAGCAGUACGCGUAGCGAAAUUGCAGCAGCAGCAGCAGCAACAACAACCGCAGCAACAGCAGCAGCAGAAACAGCAGCAGCAACAGCAGACGCACGAACUGCAGCUCUUUGA
Eimeria acervulina is the source of this 1401-nucleotide messenger RNA. Its product is annotated as EF-hand domain-containing protein, putative. The record is from RefSeq and is a predicted model, not a curated record. Gene Ontology annotation, molecular function: calcium ion binding. The coding region runs from base 1 to 1401 and encodes 466 amino acids. Lineage: Eukaryota; Apicomplexa; Conoidasida; Eucoccidiorida; Eimeriidae. The transcript is spliced from 5 exons.